UGUAAUAAAUAAAAGGUUAAAAAGGGGUAGCUUGCGCUCUACUUUUCUUUUCCUUCCGUAAAGUGAAACCCUACCGACUUUUUCGCGGCUCACCAAAAGAAAAUAAAUUAAAAAAACCUUCGGAAUCUUCCAGACACAUCCACCAUUGCUCUCUGAUUUUUUUUACUGUGAAAAGAUGAGUUUAUCCGAAGAAGAAAUCAGAAUGCUUUUCAGAGUCAACAAAACACUUAGCCAAAUGCUCAAAGAUCGUGGCUACAUUGUCACUGAUUCUGAACUUGAGAUGACUCAAGAACAGUUUAUAGAAAAAUACGGCGUGAACAUGGAAAGAAAAGAUCUUGAUACUAUUAAGACUAAAAAGAAUAAUGAAACUGACAAGAUCUUUGUCUUUUUUCUACAAGAAACAAAAAUGUGCCAUAUCAAGCCUUGCUUUGAGCGCAUGGUAUCUCAUAAUGUCUUCAAAGCAAUUAUUGUCGUGAGGAAGGAUAUGAACCGCUUCGCUGCAUCUGCUGUAACCGACGCAAACUCAAAACAAAAACUUUACUUGGAAAGUUUUAAGGAGACAGAGCUUCUGAUGAAUGUAAAAGAACACGCUUUUGUUCCGGAGCAUAUAGCUCUGACAACUGAGGAGAAGGAAGCUUUGUUGGAGAAAUACACUGUGAAAGAGAAUCAGCUUCCACGUAUUCAGUAUACGGAUCCUAUCGCUAAAUACUAUGGGCUAAAACGUGGAGAAGUUGUGAAGAUCAUACGCAAGAGUGAAACAUCCGGUCGUUAUGUCACGUACCGAUAUGUUAUAUGAUACUUAGAGCUUCUGAUAGGAUUUAGUGCUUUUUUUCUUUCAGUUUUGGUUAGGAAGAGUAAGAAAAUUUAUCAGUUUUAUCUCAUCAAUAUAUAGAUA
Molecule: messenger RNA, 895 nt
Organism: Raphanus sativus (radish)
Lineage: Eukaryota; Viridiplantae; Streptophyta; Magnoliopsida; Brassicales; Brassicaceae
Product: DNA-directed RNA polymerases II and IV subunit 5A
Exons: 5
Coding region: 176-796 (206 amino acids)
Biological process (GO): DNA-templated transcription
Cellular component (GO): RNA polymerase I complex; RNA polymerase II, core complex; RNA polymerase III complex
Molecular function (GO): DNA-directed RNA polymerase activity; DNA binding
Source: RefSeq, a predicted model, not a curated record